Messenger RNA from Dentiscutata erythropus, 416 nucleotides. The record is from the annotation of a GenBank genome assembly. Lineage: Eukaryota; Fungi; Glomeromycota; Glomeromycetes; Diversisporales; Gigasporaceae.
CGCAAAAAUGGAUUUCGAAUCCUGAUGAUUAUGAAGUUGAGUCAAGUUGGGGAAAGUCUAAUACAAAACAUUUAGUUAAAUCUAUAAUCGAAUAUAUAGACAAAAAUCCUAUUUAUUAUAUAUAUUAUGGACACAAGUAUCAAUUCUAUGUAAAAUCUGAAAAAUUAUGUUCAGAUGUGGCAAUUCUAUAUUCUAAGGCUUUAGAUCCAGAGACAAAAAGCCAUUAUUCGGAAAUACUUCAACAAAUAACAGUCUUAAAAUCAUUUGAUAAUUUAACCUCAACUGGACAAAAUAAUCGAGCUAAGAAAGUAGCAAAUAAGAAUUGUCAUCCAGAAGAUGAAUCUAUAUUAAAAUCAAUUGAAUUUGAUAUUAAUAAUAAAUCAUUCUACUUUGAUGUUAAUGAAAAGAGUAAUUAA